AUGACGGAGUACGCGGACUGCACGCAGGUGUCGAAGAAGGCGCUGGAGUUUCGCCAGCAGUUCUACCAGAUGCUCGACGACCCUAAGAGACGACCGGAGAUCGUCAACUUGUACGCCCCCGCCACGCCGCUCUUGUGCGAGUGGAACGGCCACUCGCUGCCGGACACAGGCGCAAUUGCGACGUACCUCAGCGGCCUGCCCAAAACUAACCACAAGAUUGACUGCGUUGAUGCGCAGCCGCUGCCUGGCAACGAGCAAGCGGACUCGUUUCUCAUGACAGUUCACGGCACCGUCGUGUACGACGAUGAGCACAAGCGGGAGUUUUUCCAGCGUCUCGUGGUUCGCAAGGUGGAUGGGCGCUACUACAUUGUCAACGACUACUACCGUUGGCUCAGCGAGAAGGACUGA
Trypanosoma grayi is the source of this 408-nucleotide messenger RNA. RefSeq names its product nuclear transport factor 2 protein(NFT2). Bases 1 to 408 code for a protein of 135 amino acids. The transcript has a single exon. The record is from RefSeq and is a predicted model, not a curated record. Gene Ontology annotation, biological process: nucleocytoplasmic transport. Gene Ontology annotation, cellular component: nuclear pore central transport channel. Lineage: Eukaryota; Euglenozoa; Kinetoplastea; Trypanosomatida; Trypanosomatidae.